UUUCGAGCUGUCAAAAGGGUGAAAUAAACUCGUCGUCGCACUUCAAGAGGCGAAAAAAUUGCCUGCACUUCGCAAUCUAGACGCGUUUGUGAUUGAGGGAUUUUUUUUGUUGCGGGCAAUAACUUUCUGAUUUGGAAUCAGAUUUUAGUUUUGUGAGUGUAAUACGGUUUAACAAGUGCAAUGUUAAGGUGAAUUGAACAGACCAAGUUGAUUAACGCAAGGUCACCUCAUAGCUUUGAUAUGUGAUCAUCCGUGAAGUCUAGAAGCCGGGCGAUAACACCAUUCUUCUCACGAGUGGAAUUAUCUGGCCUAAUCCAAGGCAUGUAAACAACCAUCUUUGGUAACGGGCGCGCGCGCACUCUUCUCUCGCAUCAAAUGACCAGAUUAAUCUUCUCAACGACGUCCACGACGAAGACGAUGGAGGUGUCGCCAAGUGCAAGGGUCGCUGCAGUGAUACAUCAACUACAACAACAGCAUCUCUUGCCCAGUGGCCAGACGGCGCUUCAUCAGUUGCUUUAAAAUUAUCGAGUUGACAGAUACAAAUUGGGUCAUCAUCGAGAGACGAUCAAUUUUCAACAGUAUACAACAAACAAAAAGAACACAACACACACAAAUCAAGUAAUAUAGUGAUACGAAACAAUCAGACAGAUCUCCGCGAAACUGCGCGAAUCUCCGGAAUUGAGAAUGUUAAACAAGGCACAAAAACUGGUCCUCGGGAUUGUACUGCUAGUGCUCGUUGACAUCAUCUGGGUAUCGUCCAGUGAGCUAACCAAGUUUUUGUACGAAAAUGAAAACUACGACAAGCCAUUUUUCUGCACGUACUUUAAGGCUUCGAUGUUCACAGUUUACCUGGUGUUCCUGGGGCUCAUUGCGCCAUGGAAGGAGAGCUGCAAGCGGGAGGGAAACUAUGCGCUAAUGGACACCGCCGAAGAGGACGACAACUUUUACGGAAAUGGAAACUCAACUCUUAGUGACUCCUCCUUCAUCCCGAUCAAAACGACGGAAGUUGCGGUGUCCGGUACCGAAAGCGACGACUCCAGUAUACGAAGCGUCCGGUUCAGCAAGGUCGCCGAGGUUCGGGAAAUGUCCCCCCACGAGGCGACCGAGGCACUCAUGUCGCGCCUCUCGUACGCCGCAAGUUUGCGCGUGCGACGCCAAAAGUCACACCACAAAACGGCCCGAACGGCACUGAUGUUCUCGAUACUGUGGUUCAUCGCAAACUACAUGUUCCAGCUGGCCCUGGAACCGAGUGAAACGGCCAUGGUGACGCUGCUGAGCUCCACCUCGAGCUUCUUCACGCUGAUCUUGGCCGCGAUGUUUCCCUCGUCUUGCGGUGACAAACUAACGGUGUCGAAGAUCUUUGCCGUCCUGUUGAGCAUAUCCGGAGCGGUCAUGGUGUCCCUGUCGGAGAUCAGCGAGCCCAAGAUGAGCCGUGGCAUCGUGCUGGCCAUCAUGAGCGCCUUCUUCUACGCGUCCUAUCUGGUGCUAGUCAAGCGGAAAAGUGACACCGAGGAGAAGAUCAACAUUCCGCUGUUCUUCGGCUUCGUCGGCAUGUGGAACCUGCUGCUGCUGUGGCCGCUGCUGUUCGUACUUAACUUCUCCCAGCUGGAGGUGUUCGAGCUGCCCUCGCGGAGGCAGUUUCUGGUGCUCUUCAUCAACGGGUUGGUGGGAACCGUACUGUCGGAAGCGUUGUGGCUGUGGGCCUGCUUCCUGACAUCGUCCCUAAUCGGCACGGUAGCCAUCUCGCUGCAGAUCCCCCUCGCAAUGCUGUUCGACAUGGUUCUGCACGGCAAGACGUACCCGCUGAUGUUCUACCUGGGCUCGCUGCCGAUGUUCCUGUCUCUGGUGUUUGUGGCCUUCCUGGUAAAGUUCGACGACAGCGAUCCGCUGCUCAAGUUUGGCAAGCUGGUCUACCGGCGGCUGCGGCACUGCCGGAAACCGAACGUCGUCCGGAUACCGGACCUCGAGGAGCAGCACGAGUCGCUCAUCGAUGGUAGCCACGAGCACUAGGUGCAGGAGCACUUAAAAGUGGUAUUAUGAUUUUUAAAACUGACGCGAGAUUGCUUAUUUUGGGCAGAAUGGCAAUAGGAAUUGAGAAUAUUUUUUAGAUUUGUUAGUUUUUUUGUCCUGCAGAGUAUUUUAGCGUUCUCGAAAAAUAGACUUGUAGCAUCAUUGUAAUUUGCAGACGUUUCAGCAUAGAAUAACUUCAAUUUUCUCAACAGACAUUUUGAAAACGGAUGCGACAACCAGUUCUAACUUUAAUGAAACCAAGUGCUGGCGAGAGUAACCUUGUGUAAUAAAUGUGUACAAGUUUUAGAUAGAUUUUGUUGUUAGCACAAAAGAGGCAUUUCAAAAAUGUUUUUACUUUUUGAUACUAUUAUGUGGCUAGAGUUAGGUGUCUAUACAAUACAAAAAUAAAUGUGUGAUGAAAGCAGAGUAAACCACUUUAUUGGGCACAAAUCAUACGAUUGAGACGCACUUGCAUGUAAUGUAAGCAGUCUCCUGUAGCAAUGUUUCGUUCCGCCCUUCUCCCAUGUGUAGAAUCGUUUCGUUUAUUGUGAAAUCAAAAAAUUGGUAGCCCUUGGGCGCAAUAUGCCCGCAUUUAUCUUAUCGAACUCACUCAUUAAGGCAAGCACAUGUCCUUUCGGUGUACUCCAAAUCUACAAAUACAUACAAACAAAACAAAAACACUCUAAAAUUUACACUCCACACACACAAAACCUACGCAACCGUCAGUAUAUUAAAUAUAAUGUAGUAAUUCUACCAUGUUCGACCUGUAGCACUUAUAGAACAAAACACUACACACAUUACACAAACAACCACACAUUCCUAUUUAGGUUAGGUUCUGAGAGAUAAAAAAAUCUAAUUUGUGAUAACUUAGCUAAGGUAUACAUUUAACAGAAGGAAGAAAACAAACAACAACAAACAACCACUCUAUAGCAUUUAGAGAGUUUAAUAUAACCUGUUUUACCCGUGUAGCGACAGUGUAAAGAAGAAGAAAAUAAAAAAGAUAAUGAAAAAACAAAAAAAAAACUGGUAAGAUAACAACAAAACUAGAAAUCACCCGAAGUGUGUCUCUCACUGCAAAGACUAAUUAUUUUCGAACAAUAAAGAGAAAACAAAGUA
Molecule: messenger RNA, 3126 nt
Organism: Culex pipiens pallens (northern house mosquito)
Lineage: Eukaryota; Metazoa; Arthropoda; Insecta; Diptera; Culicidae
Product: solute carrier family 35 member F5
Exons: 8
Coding region: 685-2010 (441 amino acids)
Biological process (GO): regulation of peptide transport
Cellular component (GO): membrane
Source: RefSeq, a predicted model, not a curated record